Messenger RNA from Cylindrotheca closterium, 1077 nucleotides. The record is from the annotation of a GenBank genome assembly. Lineage: Eukaryota; Bacillariophyta; Bacillariophyceae; Bacillariales; Bacillariaceae.
AUGUCGAGGCAACAACAAUACAAGGCAAACAAUUCCAUCAUGGCACACCAGUGGCACCACGACUUCAGAAUGUGCUUCUUCUUCUUCUUUUUAGUAUUAGUAUUGAUGACAGCACUCAGCAAUACCAUAUUUGCCUCUGCCUUCUCUCCAACAAAAGCAAUGCGUGCAGAGCAUACAAGUUUUGCCAACCACCACCACCACCACCACCACCACCUGGAAUCUGCAAUUCCCUCAAGACGCCCUACUAGUACUACCCAACUAUUGGCCAACCAAGAACAACAAGGAGACUUCCAACAAGAAGCUCAAGAGCUUUUGGCCAAGGCUCAGAAACUGCGAGAAGAAAUUAAUCAAUCCAAGCCAGAAGAUUCUUCUCCAGCAACAUCAGAACGACAAGAGACCACUGCUCUCAAGCAACAAUCCAAAUGGUCCGUCAAUUACAAGAAUGCCUCAAGCGAUGCUUCCAAUAUUGACAACACCGCCGAAUCAUUAUUGAAGUCACAAACCUAUCGUUUGUAUUUGGAUGUUGGUCGAGAAGAAGGUACGUGGAUGGAUCCUCGAUGGGGAGCCUCGGGACGACGCAUCGAAGGUACCUUGGACGUUUGCUUUUCGAGUCAAAAAGCAACUCCCGAAAUGGAAGCCAAAAUGGUUUCGGACAAUCAAAUGGGGGCAUCCUCUCCUUGCUUUACAGUUCAUACCGCCAACAAGGCUCGACUUCGAAGUGGAUUUGACGAAAUGGACGUGACAGAACCCCACCAAGGAGGAUAUCGAGUGGAUGGAUUAUCAUCCUCUCGUCGGAAAUCUCAGACCUUGCGAUUUUACGUGACGGUGAAUGGCAUGGAAGAUGGAGAUGUUUCCAUUCCAAAGGGAAGAUUAUAUUUUUCACUUCCAUGUUUUCUCCAGUCAUCCUCUGGCAACAACCCCACCAGCCCACCACAAAUCAUGCUAUCCAACAAGGAAGGCAUCAUCAGUGUCCGUCAAAUCGGAUGGCACACUGGUUGGAGACGAGAAGAAUCUCGAAUCUUGGGAGUCUUCCGGGCAGUCCCCAUUGAAAAAGCUCAUCGGGUGGAUGGAUAUUAA